Molecule: messenger RNA, 6408 nt
Organism: Gopherus evgoodei (Goodes thornscrub tortoise)
Lineage: Eukaryota; Metazoa; Chordata; Testudines; Testudinidae
Gene: SHPRH
Product: SNF2 histone linker PHD RING helicase
Exons: 33
Coding region: 272-5575 (1767 amino acids)
Biological process (GO): protein polyubiquitination; DNA damage response; nucleosome assembly
Cellular component (GO): nucleus; nucleosome
Molecular function (GO): ATP-dependent chromatin remodeler activity; ubiquitin protein ligase activity; ATP binding
Source: RefSeq, a predicted model, not a curated record
CUGCUGGCGCAGGCUCUGCUAGGCAGGAGGCUCCUUCCAACACCGGACGGGCGCGCUCUGGUGCCGUCGGGAGCGCGCGCGCGGCUAGAAGGCCGUUGUUGACUGUGGCCGCCGCUUCUCGUAGAAGAGCAACUGGCCGGAAGCGGCCCGCCCCUCCCCCAGCCGCCGGAGGCGCCGCAAGGGGCAGGAAGGAGCCGGCGCGGGAGCUGGCCUAUCGCCUAGUAAGUGUGUAAUAAGGAAAAAUAAAGAUGGAAGACUGGUGAGUGCAGUUAUGAUGUCAGUAACCUUGGUGCUGCCCAAAUUUCAUCAGCUUCUAAAAUGCAGUAUUUUGGAGAGACUGGGACACUGCCAGCAAAAUAGCAAGAUGAGUAAUCGUCGAAAGCAUGCGCCUCCACUGAGGAUGGAUGAGGAGAAAAAGAAGCAACUCUGCUGGAAUAUGCAUGAAGACCGAAGGAAUGAGGUAAUACUAUUGGAUGAUAACAUGGAUGAAGACCACCCUGUUCCAGGUCCAAGCACCUCUUCUGUAUCCUUUGUUGUAGAUGAUGAUAGCAUUGAUGAAGGACUGGCUUACAGAGAAAACAGAGGGUCAAAGUCAGUGGGUUUCUCAACAGAUGACGGAGAAGACUCUUGCUCCAUCUUGACCUCUAUAUCUGUACAGCUAAAUAUUAUUGUCUCGCCUUACCAUUCAGACAAUUCCUGGAAAGCUUUACUUGGAGAAUUUGUUCUUCAGCUUCUUCCUCAGAAAAUUCUUAUUGAGAAGAUCCAUAAAAGGAGUUUUACUUUGAGAGCAGAUUCUGGUGAUCAGCUGCAAAUCUGUGUUCAUACAAGAAGUGGAGAAAAGGGAGUGGAGGAGGAAAAAGAAAGCGUUGGUGAUUAUGAAGAGGGCAUAUCGGUGGAAUCAUCCCUCAAUAGUGAAAUGUUAGAAGACUUGAGGUGGUUGCAAAAGAAGAAGGUAAUUGGACUUUAUCAAAGACCUAGAGAAGAUCAAGCAUUAAAGGUUGGAAUUUACCUUCUGGAAGCUGGUUUAAGCAAAUCAGAAUUUCUCAGUGAUGGAGGUGGGAGAAUAAAAAAGGCCAACCAGCUGAUUCAGAAACUAAUGGAAAAGUACUACAACUUUAUAAUUCCAGUAUGGCUGAUCAUGAGACCAUUGAACUUUUCUGGAUUCAUUCUGAAUCUCCAGUUGUUACAUUAUGCUUGGCAAAGCUAUGAGCAUCGGCAGAGGCAUUGGAAGUCUCCGUCUGCAGACUUGGGAGAAAAGCAUUUAAUAAAUGUGUUGGAGGAGGAUGAGGAAGAAUCUGACAGAGAGCUGGAACGACAGAAUAUUGAAGAGCUAUAUGACUUUGUGAGGCACACACAUCAGCAGGAAAUCCAGUUUUUGAGGGAGGACGUACAGCACUCUGCAUUGAUUCCAGUUCUAAGGCCAUACCAAAGUGAGGCUGUAAACUGGAUGUUGCAACGGGAAAAUUUCAGAAACAACCCUACCAAUGAAAACACACUACACUUUCUAUGGCGAGAGGUCAUCACUCCAGAUGGAGUAAAACUCUACUAUAAUCCAUUUACUGGCUGUAUUAUCCGUGAACACCCAGUUGCAGGUCCUCCAUGGCCUGGAGGAAUCCUGGCAGAUGAGAUGGGUCUUGGAAAGACAGUAGAGGUACUGGCUCUUAUUCUGACACACACCCGACGAGAUAUUAAACAAGAUGUUCUGACACUACCUGAGGGUAAAUUGGUGAACUUCUUCGUUCCACCCCAGCCUACUGAAGGAAACAAAAAGAAAAAAACUAAGAAAGUGGAGCUUAAGUCAAAGGAGAAAGUACAGUAUCCCAGCUUACGGGUGAUGAUAUUAGCAGCUGUCAAGGAAAUGAAUGUGAAGAAGGGAGCUUCCAUCACUGCAAUAUUUAAGUAUGUCAGUGCCAUAUAUAGAUAUGACAUACAGAGAAACCGGCGUCUUCUCAAAAGAACUUUGGAAAAACUGAUUGCAGAGCAAGUAGUAGAACAGGUUAAGGGUCAUGGUCUGGCUGGAUCUUUCAAGUUGGGGAAGAAUUACAAAGAACAAAAGAGGCAUGAGAGAACCAAAAAACAGACAACAAGGAGUCCUGGAAGGAUUCAGAAGACAUCUUUGCCUAAUGCUAAAACUCAAACCAAAGAAUCAGCAAGUAGGGUCACAUCUUCAGAAAAAGUCAAACCACCCUGGCUAGUGGACAUUCCUGCAGAAGAGCAUGACUACUGUACAGCUAGCAAAAAUAACAAGAAGUCUGAGACAGGCCAAAAGACUUGCAUAAAAGAAGAAAAUCUUCAGCCAAGAGUUAUGGACUUGGAGUCUGCUGAUUUGCAAGGCAGCCUCAUGUCCAGUGAUUCCACCAGUCCGGUCCUCAGUGCAUGUAAAAAUACAGAUGACAUGGAAGUCCUAAAGGACCAGUCCUCAGACUCCCAAGAACGCGCUGGCAGUGUCAUACAGCAUGCCAGUUCCAUUUUUCCAUUCAACACCUCUGACUAUCGUUUUGAAUGCAUUUGUGGUGAGCUUGGCUUGGUUGACUAUAAGGCCCGUGUGCAGUGCCUGAAGUGCCACCUAUGGCAGCAUGCUGAAUGUGUAAACUACAAAGAGGAAAACUUGAAGAUUAAGCCCUUUUAUUGUCCCCAUUGCCUAGUAGCAAUGAAACCAGUUUCUACAGGAGCCACUCUGAUAAUCUCUCCAAGUUCCAUCUGCCAUCAGUGGGUGGAUGAGAUCAACAGGCAUGUGAGAUCAUCUUCCCUUCGAGUCCUGGUGUAUCAAGGUGUGAAGAAACAUGGCUUCUUGCAGCCUCACAUGUUAGCAGAGCAGGAGGUAGUCAUCACCACUUAUGAUGUCCUUCGCACUGAGCUGAACUACGUGGACAUCCCUCAUAGUAACAGUGAAGAUGGGCGACGUUUCAGGAACCAGAAGCGGUAUAUGGCUAUCCCAAGUCCCUUAGUAGCAGUAGAGUGGUGGAGGAUCUGCCUAGAUGAAGCACAGAUGGUUGAAUGCACCACUGCAAAGGCUGCAGAAAUGGCACUCCGUUUGAGUGGAAUCAAUCGCUGGUGUGUCAGUGGCACUCCUGUACAGCGAGGAUUAGAAGAUCUGUAUGGCUUAGUGCUUUUUCUUGGAGUUGAUCCUUACUGGGUCAAACAUUGGUGGGAUCAGCUUCUGUAUCGACCUUACUGUAGGAAAAAUCCUCAGCCUCUCUACAACCUAAUUGCAAACAUAAUGUGGAGAUCAGCAAAGAAGGACGUGAUUGAUCAAAUUCAGAUUCCUCCACAGACAGAAGAUGUACACUGGCUUCACUUUUCUCCUGUGGAGAGACACUUUUAUCAUCGUCAGCAUGAAGUGUGCUGCCAAGAUGCACUAGCAAAACUCAGGAAGAUUUCUGAUUGGACUCUUAAACUUAGCAGCUUGGACAGGAGGACAGUCACUACUAUUCUGUACCCUUUGCUGCGGCUGAGGCAGGCCUGCUGUCAUCCACAAGCUGUUCGUGGGGAAUUCUUGCCAUUGCAGAAAAGCACCAUGACCAUGGAGGAGCUUCUAACUUCACUGCAGAAGAAAUGUCGAACCGAAUGUGAGGAAGCCCAUCGGCAACUGGUGUGUGCUCUCAAUGGUUUAGCUGGUAUCCAUAUCAUUAAAGAUGAAUAUGCUUUGGCAGCAGACCUGUACAGAGAGGUGUUGCGUUCCUCUGAAGAGCACAAAGAAAAGCUCAAAACAGAUUCGCUGCAAAGACUUCAUUCUACACACAACCUGAUGGAACUACUGGCAGCAAAGCAUCCAGGGAUACCACCAACCUUGCGUGAUGGCAGACUUGAGGAAGAGGCUGAACAACUUCGACAACAUUAUAUGAGUAAAUCCAAUGCAGAAGUUUCAGAAGCUCAUCAGGCCUUGCAGCCAGUGCAACAGACCAUUCGUGAGCUCCAGAGAAAGAUACAUUCUGGGUCUCCUUGGUGGUUGGAUGUGAUCCAGACAGCAAUACAAUAUGCCAUUGAUGAGGAGCUUGUUCAGCGUGUGCAAAAUGAGAUAACCAGUAACUACAAACAGCAAACUAAUAAACUCUCCAUGGCAGACAAGUUCCGUGACUGUAGAGGCCUUCAGUAUCUGCUCACAACCCAAAUGGAAGAGGUGAAGAAGUUCCAGAAGCUUGUAAAAGAAGCUGUGAAAAAUCUAGAAGGUCCUCCCUCUAAGAAGGUUAUUGAAGCUGCCACUAUCUGCCAUCUGCGACCCGUUAGACUUCCUUUGAACAAUUGUGUCUUCUGUAAGGCUGAUGAGCUGUUCACAGAAUAUGAGUCAAAGCUGUUCUCUCAUACUGUGAAUGGCCAGAUGGCUAUCUUCGAAGAGAUGAUAGAAGAUGAAGACGGGCUGGUUGAUGACCGUUUGCCCACCACAAGUCGAGGACUAUGGGCCACAAGUGAGACAGAGCGCUCCCUAAAAGCCAUACUGUCUUUUGCCAAAGCUCACCGAAUGGAUGUUAGACUAAUUGAAGAAGGGAAUAUAUUUCUGGAACUCUUUGAAGCAUGGAAGAAGGAGUACAAGUUACUUCAUGAAUAUUGGAUGGUACUGAGGGAUCAUGUGUCUGCUAUCGAUGAACUUGCUAUGGCUACAGAACGGCUGCGAGUGCGUCAUCCUGAUGAGCCAAAGCCUAGCCCCCCUGUUCUUCACAUCAUAGAACCACACGAGGUAGAACAAAAUCGAGUGAAACUUUUGAAUGACAAGGCGGUUGCCAAAUCACAGCUUCAGAAGAAACUAGGCCAGCUCCUAUAUCUUACUAAUUUGGAGAAGUCUCAGGAUAAAACCACUGGAGGAGUUAAUCCAGAACCUUGCCCAAUUUGUGCUCGCCAACUGGGAAAACAGUGGGCAGUUCUGACAUGUGGACAUUGCUUCUGUAAUGAGUGUGUAGCUAUUAUUAUAGAGCAAUACAGUGUUGGCACCCGCAGAAGUUCAAUUAAAUGUGCCAUCUGCAGGCAGACAACUUCUCAUAAAGAAAUAUCCUAUGUCUUCACUGCAGAGAUUGCAAACCAGGAGGAUGAUAUUCCUGUGAAGGGAAGUCACUCCACCAAAGUGGAAGCUGUGGUUCGGACUCUGAAGAAAAUCCAGUUUAAAGAUCCAGGGGCUAAAUCUUUAGUUUUUUCAACGUGGCAAGAUGUUUUGGACAUAAUUUCAAAAGCUCUAUAUGAUAACAACAUGGUGUUUGCUCAGAUUAACGGAAUUAGUAAAUUUCAGGAGAACCUCUCGGCAUUUAAAUAUGAUCCCAAGAUCAAUAUUUUGUUGCUACCCCUUCAUACUGGUUCCAAUGGAUUAAACAUAAUUGAGGCAACUCAUGUUCUGCUAGUGGAGCCCAUUUUGAAUCCUGCACAUGAACUUCAGGCCAUUGGCAGAGUGCAUCGUAUUGGGCAAACAAAGCCCACCAUUGUUCACAGGUUCCUGAUAAAAGCAACAAUAGAAGAAAGAAUGCAGAUGAUGCUGAAAACUGUAGAGAGAAGCCACACCAGCUCUUCCAUGAAACAGUCAGAAGCCUCAGUGUUGACAGUGGCUGAUCUGGCAGACCUUUUCACAGAAGAAACUGAAGAACUUGAGUGAAACAACUUUUGAUUUGACUCAGUGAAAUCAGAAGGGACAUGUCUUAGUAAUAGCAUCUGCAUUAAAUCAGUUGACCUGUCAUAAAUUCCUGUAGAUGUCGAACACCCUUCUUCUGUUAGGAUUGCUAGAAUUAGUAAGGUUUUUAAUCAUUUUCAUUCGAUUCUGUGGCUAUGUCCUUUUCAGCACAUGUUUUCUGAUAGCACUGGAGAGCUAUUGCACUUUGCACACUAUACAAAACAAUGGAUCUUAUUUCCAAAGAACAUUUGAGCUGGACUUUUGUGGGUAAAAUCUUGGCUCCAGUGAAGUUAAUGGAAGUUUUGCCAUCGUCUUCAGUGGGGCCAGGAUUUCACUCAGAGUAAAGCUUUGCUUUGGGGGAAGGGAAAGUUAAGUCACAGAAACUGAACAGAGUAUUUUGCUUCUCGAGUUUUUUACUCUCCAAAGCAUUAUUGAGAAUGAAUACCCUCAUAGAAAGGGCUCUAGAGUUCUCAGCAUAUAACUCUCAAGGAUUGCACCUCUUAUUCAUGACACUUAAAAUAAACUACUAACUAGUUGGGUAUUCGUAAUGCCCUUUUUAGGUAUUCAUGAAGAUUAUGUAAUACCAUAGAAUUUUCAUUGCAAGUUAGAUUUCGUGUUCACUUACUGCAGUGUUAUCUUGAUAAAUUAUGCCUUUUAUAUGUAUAUUGGUCUUAAAAUAACAGUAAAAAACUGAAUCAGUUGUACACAUUUUAAAAAAUUCUUAAAGCCAUGACUACUUUACUGCUUUGCUGUAAGUAUUUGGGUUCCCUUGUUAUAGAAUUUACAAAAAAAUUAAGCUACGCAUCAUUUUAUACUCA